Molecule: messenger RNA, 3673 nt
Organism: Heterotrigona itama
Lineage: Eukaryota; Metazoa; Arthropoda; Insecta; Hymenoptera; Apidae
Source: the annotation of a GenBank genome assembly
UUUCUAUUGUUCUAUUUAACGUGCGAAAUGUACAUAUAAAAAUUUGCAACUUUUAUUUAUUAGAUUGAAACACAUGUUUAGGAAAUCUAUAUCUAUAUGUUUUGUGAAGUAAAGAGGACGUUAAAUAUAUAUAUUCUGUACCUGACCUGUGAAAUUAUUCAAACUUUUAUAGAAUCCAUAUGUAUAUGAAAUAACUUUUUUCUCCAUUUACAAUAAAAAUUUAAACGUCAUUUAAACGUAAAUUUACGCUAAUCACGAUACAUGCAUCAAAGAUAAUAUAUUUGGUGAUGUAAUCAUCAGGAUUAAAUCAAAAUAGAAUAUCAUAUAACGUAAUAAAAUAAUUUAGUUGCGUGUACGUAUUUGAUAAAAUUAGAAGUAUAUGUUCCAUUUGUAUCAUUACGAUUUUAUUUUAAUGUUAUUAAAAAAAGUUACUGUUUUCUAUUUCAAUAAAUGGUAUCGGGUACCAAAUUGAAUAAGCCGUUACUAACAUACAAUAGUCGCGAAGAGAAGCACAUAUGUAUGUGAAAAAGUUAGUAGAACUUUGUGGUUCUACUCCGUUGUUGAGUAAUCAGUAAUAUUCUGCCGUGUGUCAGUUUUGCUUAGACGCUUAAAUAACGUAAACGAUGGAUCAUCAGAUAUUUAAAAUAUACAAUCAGGAAGACUUUAACAGAAUUACAAGAGGUAUCAAAGUGGCACAAUGCAUGCAAUCGCGAUCGUCAUCUGUUUCAGAAAAUGAGAGGACGCUAAGUCAACUUGAUGAUUUAGUUAUAUCUGACUCCUUAAGUUGUUCAUUUUGCAACACUGUAUUUGAAAAUAAGACACAGCAAAGACUUCACUAUAAAUUAGAUUGGCAUCGGUACAAUUUAAAACAGCGUUUAAAUGGAUUAAAACCUAUCAAUGAAGAUAAAUUUAGUCUCUUAGCUGAUGAAGGCAAUGUUUCAAGCUUAUCUGGAAGUGAUGUAGAUUCUGAAAAUGAAGACGAGACCUCAGAAGCAGGGAGUGGACAUUGUGAGACUAAAAUUUUCAUUAAGAACAAGAAAAUUGAAAAAAAAGGAAAAAAUGUAGAAUCAGUUUCUGAUAGUUCUGACACAGAAUAUUCUGAUGAUAUCAUCAAAGAGAAGAAAGUUGAGGCUUUAUUGAUUACUGCGAGUCGUCAUUCAAAAGUAUUUUUUGAAAAUGAUGAUGGAAAUAUAUUUAGUAUAUACAGGUGUUUACUUCACAAUAAGAAGAAUCACUUGGCAUGUCUAUACUUGCCAGAUCAGGAGAGAUGCAAUUACAUUUUAGGAUAUUCCAGAGGUAGACAAUGAUAUGAUUACUCAGGCAUUGAACAGUGGAAAAGAAACAACGUGGACUGUCAUCAUGAUUGGAGGAGGACAUUUUGCUGCAGCUGUAUUCCAAAAUGGGGAACCUAUUGUACACAAAACAUUUCAUUCUUAUACUGUACGUGCAAAACAAGGUUUUGCUCAAAGUUCACGUACAGUAACUAAUCAUGCAAAGAGUGCUGGAGCUAGUUUGCGUCGUUAUAAUGAAGUAUCUCUUCUUCAGCAUGUGCAAGAUAUACUUGAAUCGUGGUCAUUUCAUAUCAAUAAUUCCUCUUUAAUUUUAUAUAGAGCGGUUGGUCCAUAUAAUCGUACUGUGUUAUUUGGAGGAAAAAAUCCACCUUUAGAUAAGAAUGACUUAAGAUUAAGACCGCUACCUUUCCCUACUCGUAGAGCAACAUUUAGUGAAGUUAAAAGAGUGUAUGAUGUUUUAAGUUCCAUGGAAAUUUAUGGUUCUGCAUCUGAUUUUACAGACUCUUUUCCUAUUUCACCACGUCAACCUCUUAGGAAAAAAGUUUCAAAAACUGAUGGAUCCGGCGAAAUUUUAGUUGAAAAUGUAGAAUAUGAUGCUACCAAUAGCACGUGUAAUUUACAAGAUAGCGAGAAGAAUAAAGUUUCUGUUCAACCAUCUCCCGAAAGACAACAUAAAAAUUCUCGAUCUCACAUAGAUAGAGCAAAACCAAGAAAAAGUCCAUGUCGUCCUUUACCCGACAUUGUUGCCAGGUUGGCACAAUCAUCUUCAGAAUCAGAAUUGGAUAGUCAAAUAAGCACUCCUAAUAUUCCAAUUGUUUCAUUAAUUGAACAGGAAUUAGAAAUAGAAUUUAAUGAAAAUUUACUCGCUUUUCAAGAUACUGUGCCAAGAUAUAUGAAAAAUAAGAAAAUUCGUCGUCAAAGAAAAAAGGCUAAGAAAGAUGAAUGCGUACUAAACGAAACGUUAACCAAUGCUAAAGUUAAACUAUGGUCUGCAUGUAAAUUAGGUGACGAUGAAUUAUUGUCAUCUGUUAUUAAUGAUUUGUUGAUUGAAAUAAAAAAGAGUGUAGAGUUAGAAAAUAAAUUAGAAAAUAAGGAAGACGUAACUGUAAGUUGUAAUUCAGUUAUAAACAAAGAUGAUAUGACGAAAUUGGUAAAUGAUCCUAAUGAAGAUGGUAAUACAAUGUUACAUGUAGCAGCUUUGGGUGGACACCUAAAAUUAGUAUGGCAAUUAAUGGAAGUUGGAUCAGAUCCUUGUAAUAAAAAUAAGAAACUACAAACACCAUACGCUGCGGCAAAUGAUAAGGAAACCAGGAAUAUGUUCAGAAGAUUUAUGGGUGCCAAUCCUGACAAAUUCAAUUAUAGCAAAUCUCAAAUACCUGGCCCGCUUACUGACGAAAUAGAACAAGAAGAACUAGAAAAAAAGAAACAACAAAAAAAAAUAAAACGAGAAAAAGAUAAAGUAAAGAAAAAAGAAUUUGAACUGAAAAAGCGAGAAGAAGAUGCAAAACAAAGGUAUCUGAAUCUCAGUGACAGAGAAAAGAGAGCUUUGGCUGCAGAACAACGUAUUCUAAAACAAGGCUGCAUUAUGAUUUCACGAUGUUUUCAAUGUGGUGUAGAUAUGGCAGGUCAAGUUCCUUUUGAGUAUAAUUCCAAUCGUUUCUGUUCUAUGCCGUGCUUAAAGGAACAUCGCCUUCGCAACAAAGUUGUUAUCUGAUGACAUUUUAUAUUCAAAACUAUAAAUUGCUUAUGUUUUCACGGCCUAGUCUUAAUUUUUCAUCACUUAUAAAUUAUGAUGUAAUGUUUCUUAUGAAACUAGAUUUAAAUGUACAAUUUUUUCAUUAAUGAAAAGAGAAUUCAAUUAUUAUAAUUCAUUCAAGAUAAUAUAGAUAUGUAAAUUUAAGAUAUUUUAUGUUACCUACAAUACCUGUGAUGCAUGUUUAUUUGCGUUAUUUGGAUAAAAUUUCUUGCAUGUAUUUUUCAAAUUUUGGGAAGAGACUAUAAAAUGUGACUUGAUGUAUAUACAUACAGGAAUUUUUAUAAUACACACAUUUCGGUAGAAAUGUGCUGAAGUAUUUCAAAAUUUCUUUCAUUCAUUUUUCUUUUUGAAAGUAUUAACUUUAUGAAAGAUAAGGCUGCACCCAUAUUUGUUACAAAUUAAAUACAUUUUAUAUACUUUUCACUUUGAUGAUUACAUCUUUAGUAUAACAUUUUUAAUCGUAAUAUUAAAUGACACAUAAAGAAGUAACAUUUUUAUGUUCACGAUAAACGAUAACUAAGUUACACACUCACGACCGCAAUAUUACAUACACGCCGAGUUUACAAUAUUAUAACAUUACAUCAAUUAUUUUACUGUUAUAAUAUCAUAACAUAAUUAUAAUACA